Molecule: messenger RNA, 954 nt
Organism: Cryptomeria japonica (Japanese cedar)
Lineage: Eukaryota; Viridiplantae; Streptophyta; Pinopsida; Cupressales; Cupressaceae
Product: expansin-A2-like
Exons: 5
Coding region: 1-954 (317 amino acids)
Biological process (GO): plant-type cell wall organization
Cellular component (GO): extracellular region
Source: RefSeq, a predicted model, not a curated record
AUGGGUUCACAGGAUGAAGGAGAAGCUGAAGUAGACAUUCUAGAAGGUAAAUUGAUUUUGUUCUUCUCAAGAAUAUGCUUCAACUCAUCAAUAUCCUUCUUCCAAUUAAAGAAUUGCCGAGCUCAAUAUGAUACACUAUAUAGGAACCUUUCCUCCACUGCAUUCGUUUUCGCAACACUGGCAUCAACAUUUUGCUGUAUGCUUUUCCCAGCUGGUGCACGAGAUGGCCACAGUCAUUUCCACGCGAAGCAGCAGUGGCAAGAUGCUCACGCCACUUUCUAUGGAGGCUACGAUGAGUCUGGAACUAUGGGAGGUGCGUGUGGGUAUGGCAACCUGCCCGCGCAAGGGUACGGCAUAUACACGGCUGCGCUGAGCACCGCACUGUUCAAUGAUGGGCUGAGCUGCGGAGGAUGUUACGAAUUGCAAUGCAAGGCGGAGGAGGAUCCGCAGUGGUGUCUGCCAGGGAAAACCGUCACCGUCACCGCCACCAAUUUUUGCCCGCCCAACUUUGCCCAGGCCAACGAUGCGGGCGGGUGGUGCAACCCACCUCUCGCACACUUCGAUUUGGCCGUCCCUGCGUUCGAGCAGAUUGCGUUAUACAAGGGCGGCGUUGUACCCGUGCUGUACAGGCGGUUGGAAUGCGUGAAGAAGGGAGGAAUGAGGUUUACCAUAUUGGGGUCGCAGUAUUACCAGAUGGUGCUGGUCACCAAUGUUGAAGGAGUCGGAGACGUGGUGGCCGUUUCCGUGAAGGCCAAGGACCCACAAAUCUCUGGUAAUUCCGGCUGGGAAAGUCUGAAGCGGAAUUGGGGCCAAAAUUGGCAGAGCCAUUUGAACAUGAUGGGGCAGACGUUGUCUUUCAGAGUCACAACCAGCGAUGGGAGGAGCGUCAUUUCCCGGAGAGUGGUUCCCAACUCGUGGCAGUUCGGCCAGACUUUCGAGGGAGGACAAUUCUAA